Loa loa (African eye worm) is the source of this 492-nucleotide messenger RNA. RefSeq lists its product as hypothetical. The record is from RefSeq and is a predicted model, not a curated record. The transcript has 2 exons. The coding region runs from base 1 to 492 and encodes 163 amino acids. Lineage: Eukaryota; Metazoa; Nematoda; Chromadorea; Rhabditida; Onchocercidae.
AUGCAUUUUCAAAAGAAUUACGAUGAAGAAUUAUAUGAAUUUCCAUUAGAUGAAUUAAUUACUGAAUCAUUCGAUAAUUUUUACACAUUUUGCAAUAUAACGAAGCAAAAGUUAGCAUGCUGGCAUGUGAAAUGUGAAAUGAAUCAUAAACAGAUACCGUGGAGUAGUGAUUUACAUAUUUGCGCUUUUAAAAGAAUGCAAUUUGAAAAUGCACUUAAUUGUUUGAACUUAACGAGUAGUAGCAGACAUGACCAAUGCAAUGAAGUGUGCCGCCAUAUUGCACGACGAUAUCCCAUAAAAUGGAAUGAAAAGCUGUAUCUUUAUGAAGUAUCCGCUAAUGUAGUCGAAAAUUUUCAAUACCGACAAUUGAAUAAGCAAUGUGCUUUUCAGAUUUGUCAUUUGGAAUGUCGAGUAAAACUUCGUUUUGAUUUAAUUAAAUACCAAAUCAUUUUCAUAAAAAUCAAAAAUAUAAUAAUAAUAGAAAAUAUUUGA